AUGUCGUCCGAGUCGUCGCCUGAGUCGGUGCCUUUGGCAUUGACGUCCCCCCGGGCUGUCCUCUCCCUGCUUCGGCAGGGUAUUUUUGCACUCGUCGUCGCUGUCUUUUUCGGCGUGUCUGCGUGGAUCCCGGUCUUGCUCGUGGUCGACCUCAUCGGCCACACCUGGCUUGUCACUCACUUUCUUGUGGGUUCUUACAUUCUCCCGGCUUCCGGUCUUCGGAAGGGUCGUCUGCUCUUUCGUCCCGACCCGAACGACCUCCCCCGUGCCUGCACUCUGCUCGGUUUUUACCUUGUCGUCCUUGGCCUCACAGGAGGCAGUCUUGCCCACCUGUGGUGGACUAGUUGUCGUUUGUUGCGGAAGGGCUACCGGUUUCCUUCAGGAGCUGUGCUAGCCCUGAAGCCCACGAUGCAGGCCCUCAGGGACCCAGUGGCAUCUGCCCACUGGGUUGGUAUUGGUCGCCGCCCCAACCAGUGUCUGGACUGCCUGAAAAGGCAGUGUCCUGAAGAGGGAGGGCACCGGCCGAUCCUGGACCGCGUUUACCACGGGUACACGCACAAGAGGAAGGAUCUCGACUGCUUCCCCUUGUGGGAUCACUACUGUUGGUGGCUUUGGACGCCUGUGUGCUUGCCCACACAGAAAUCCUACCUCCUUUUCACAGUGUACAUCGUGAUCUUUCAUCUGGUUUCCCUCGGCAUCAUUUCGUGGUCCUUGGGAUCGUGGUGGUCGACAUGGACGCACCUGCCUUACGUCGUCGCCGCCCUCUUCCUCCCGAUGGUUUUCCUUUGGGUUAAGCUGGCUCCUUUCUGGGGUCAGUGGAAGAACCAGGUAUUCCGGAAUCAGACUCACCACGAGUUGGGCACCUUCGUCCGAAACCGUCCGCAACCUGCCUGGCCUAUUGGCCUCACAGGGCCGGAUGGAUUCGAGCAUGUGGUCGUCCCUUUCAAUCCGUGGGAUCUGGGAACAAUCGGCAACGUCCGUGCUGCGCUGGGAGACCACUGGUGGCAAUGGCCCUGGUUUUGGUGCAUCCCUCGCCGCGUCAAUGAGUACGGUACGAACCCCGAUUGGGACCUUCCCUUUGGUGAGCAAUGGAGCAACUUCGUCGAAGGGCGGUCGUUCGAGCUGCCUCAGGGCAUAGAGCUCACCCGCCCGCCGCGUGCCAUCCGACGUCGACAGGGAUUCUCGUCCGAGACCUAG
This is a messenger RNA of Colletotrichum destructivum, 1197 nucleotides long. RefSeq lists its product as uncharacterized. NCBI's taxonomy places the organism in Eukaryota, Fungi, Ascomycota, Sordariomycetes, Glomerellales, Glomerellaceae. The transcript has 3 exons. The coding region runs from base 1 to 1197 and encodes 398 amino acids. The record is from RefSeq and is a predicted model, not a curated record.